CAGAUUCUUUCAAUGAGGCAGUUGAGAGGAGAAGGAAGGAAGUGCCAGCUGUUCAGUUCCUGACUCAUCCUCCCGCCUGGCACAAGCUCAAAGCCAGGAAGCUGAAUCAGCAUGCAGCCAGAGUAAAGUCCAGCAGGGAUCCUUUCAUUGGCUGAAGAGUUGAACUGAAACAUUUUCCUGAAGGUGAUCGUGCUCUUGUUUGCUGCAGGCCUGAAGGAUCCUCGAGACGUUGGCUUGUGACUGACAGCAAUGGGUUCACCUGUUCGACUCCUGGCCUGGAUGUGCCUUCCUCUGCUUUUGGUUGAAAUAACCUGUGCAUUGCAUGGUUCCCUUGUAAAAGUCAACAAGGGGUUAAAAGUGAAACGAGGCCAAUCGGCCUACCUUCAUGUGGAGGACUUGCAGUUCCACAUUCCCCAUCAGAAGGAUUCGUGCAAGUUGGAGGUGGUGGUGAAUGAGCCCAUAACUCAGCGAGUAGGAAAACUGGUGCCUCAGGUGUUUGAUUGUGAUUAUCUGGCUGAUGAAGUAAAGUACGUCCACAACGGCUGCCCAUUGUUGACAGAAGACACUGUCAAGCUUCGCCUGUACAGAUUCACAGAGACAGAGACAUACAUGGAGGUCUUUGCCAUCCAUGUAGAAAUUAUGGAACCUGAGUGCACCAUCAUUAGGUUGGGGCCAAAAUCCCUGGAGGUUCCCGAGUUCUACAGCCUCUCGAAUGCUGUGGAUGGAAAUGUGGUCUCCUUCCACUAUGAAAGCAGGUCAAGCUUGGAUUGUAGCAUCCAUCUGAAUAGUCACGACACCCAUCUGCCAACCCACGGGCAGCUGGUCACAGGGGAACCAGAGAAAGCCACCAGGAGAGGGGAUGAGCCUGAGACUUUCAUCCAUUUGCGUCAGCAGCUGGACAACAAAGCCAGAGCAACGUGUCGAUCUGAAGACUGCCUGAAGGGUCUGAAGCUGGUGAAGCUCACCAAAGUUUCCUGUGAGGACUUCCUGGUGAUGGGGCUGAGGUAUCAGCAUACAGACCCUCCAUCUCCACAUGUGGAUUACAUUGCAGUCAGACUGGAUCUGAAGGACACCAGGAGUGGCAGCAUAUAUCAGUCUGAACAGGCCUGGAUCCCAGUGCAGAUCACUGGUGCAAUGCCCAACCAGCCUCCCACACCAGCCUACAUGUCCACGUUUGUUCUGGAAGUCGACCAGUUCAUCCUUACUCCGCUGUCCACUGCUACGCUGGAUGCUGACGACGAAGAAACUCCCAAACAGCUUUUAGUGUUUAACGUCACGACACCUCCUCAGGACGGCUUCAUCACACAUCUGUCUGACCACACUCGCCCAGUCUCCUCCUUCACGUGGCUUGAUCUCAAUGACAUGCUCAUUGGAUAUCAGCCUGCUAACUUCUCUCAUAACCAACGCAGGAAUUAUGAGGUGGAGUUUGAAGUUCAUGACUUUUAUUUUGAGAAGAGCCCACCACUUACUGUUCACAUGUCUGUAAGGACUGCAGACACAAACGCUCCAAGGGUGUCCUGGAACAUGGGUCUCAGCCUGUUGGAGGGUCAGUCUCGUCCAAUAACGUGGGAACAGCUUCAGAUCGUGGACAACGACAACCUGGAUGCCGUUCGUAUCAUAACUGUGGACGGCCUGCAGCAUGGACGGCUAACAGUCAGAGGUACAAAGGGCUUCAUGUUUACUGUCAAUGACAUAAAAGGGGGAGUGGUCUGCUAUCACCAUGACGACAGUGACUCCACCAAAGACUUCAUAAUCUUUCGCAUCACUGACGGUCAUCAUCAGACCCGGCACAAGUUCCCCAUCAAGAUCCUCCCCAAGGAUGACACGCCUCCUUUUCUUAUCACCAACAUGCUGCUGGAGGUCCCUGAAGGCCACACAGCUCUGCUGAGAGGCUCCAUCCUUCAGGCCUCUGACAUGGACUCCAGUGAUGACUACAUCCUCUUUAACAUUACCCGCCCCCCUCAGUCAGGAGAGGUUAUGAAAAUUCCUGGACCAGGGAAAACAGGUUACCCUGUCAGCCACUUUUUGCAGAAGGACCUGUCUCAGUCAAAGGUUUACUAUCGUCAUCUUGGACAUGAGGUGUCUGAUGAUUGGUUUGAGGUGGUACUGUCUGAUUUCCAUGACCCACCCAACCUAUCAGAGGCUCAGGUGGUGAUGGUGCACGUGGAGCCGGUUCCCGACAAACCUCCUAAAGAGGUUCCAGGUUCCAGUCGGAGUCUUGUGCUCAAAGAAACGGACGUAGUCCACAUCACACGGCAGCAGCUCCACUUUGUAGACCAGCAGUCAGCUGACAGAGAGCUCACGUUUACUGUGACUACUCCACCUUUUUACUCUCGUCCCCACAGCAAUCCGGACGCGGGGAGGCUGUUUCUGGUCGACAGCAUACCCAAAUUUACCAAAGACGCCAACGCGCCAAUGCUGAGGGUCUUCACUCAGCAUGCAGUAAACUUCAUGAAAGUAGCCUACAUGCCUCCUAUCAUGGACAUCGGCCCGCACCCCCAGCAAGUCCAGUUUGUUCUCUCUGUAACCAACCAUCGAGGUAAAACAGUCACUGGGAUCUGCUUUAACAUCACUGUAGAGCCGGUGGACAACCAGCCGCCACAGGUUGUUUCCAAGCCUCUGACCGUAGAUGAGGGAGGGGAGUGCAGGCUUGGCCCUGAACACUUGCUGCUGUCGGAUGAAGACUCUUCAGAAGAAGCUCUGCGGGUGGAGCUGCAGAGGGAACCCCAGCAUGGGGCUCUGCAUCUCAGUGGCCUCCUGAUGAAACCAGGGCAAAGCUUCACUCUGCAAGAUCUGCAAAGCCACAACGUUCGGUACAGUCAUGACAGCUCAGAAACUACACAGGACAACAUUGAAUUCACUGCAACAGACGGGACCAGCUCAGUCAUUUUUGUUUUGCAAGUGAUGGUGAAGCCCAUCAAUGAUGAGGUCCCAGUAGUCGGUGCAGGUUUGAAAGCAGGUCUCAGCUGUGCAGAGGGGCAGGAAAUAGUCCUCACCGCAGAGUACAUCUAUGCCACUGAUAGAGACAGCGACAACAGCAGCCUGUACUUCCUAAUUGUGCAGCAGCCGCAUCACGGUGUGGUGCUGAGAGAAGGUGCAGCGGUGGAUCGCUUCAUCCAGGCAGACAUCACCGCAGGGAUCGUCACAUAUAAACACACAGAAGUAGAGAUCGGACUCGCUCCUCGCCAUGACACCGUCACCUUUGUCAUUUCUGACGGAGAGACGGAGACGCUGGCUUUAUGCUGCAGUGGAGGGAGUCCUGUCAGGACCAGCAGCACCGCUCACCUGAGGCAGACGCUACCCGUGUACGACCUGCAGAUCACCGUGUUUCCUGUUGACAGCCAACCACCUACGCUAGAAACACCAGACAUCUUUAAAGUGAAUGAAGGUGGGACGGCCCCCAUUACUGCGGCUCACCUGAAAGCCUCCGACGUGGACACAGUGCUGGACGAGCUGGUCAUCAGCCUGACCUCCCCGCCUCAGUUUGGCUACAUUGAAAAUGUCCUCCCCAGUCCGGGAUUUGAGAAAAGCAACACAGGAGUGAGCACAGCUUCUUUUUCAUACAAGGACAUCACUGAGGGUCAUGUCAACUAUGUGCAGUCCAGACAUCAGAGGGUGGAGCCAACAGCUGACCACCUGAUGCUCUGUGUGUCAGACGGCAAACACAGCUCCGCCCACGUCUCUUUCUACAUCAUUAUAAACCCCACAAAUGAUGAAGUGCCAGAGCUGGUGGCUCACAACAUCACGGUACACGAAGGACAAAUGAAGCGGCUAGACUCGUCUGUCUUGCAUGCGACGGAUCUGGACAUCCCCAAGAAUGUGUUGCUCUUUAGCGUGGCCACACCCCCUCGACACGGCAGCAUCAUCGCCCACAGCAGUGGAGAGCGAGAGAAACGAGAGGCCCAGCAUCAGCUUCCUGUGGUUGCCUUUACUGUGGAGGAUCUUAUAAAUGCUGUGGGUGUGGUGUACGUGCACGACGACUCUGAGAGUGUGGAGGAUAGUUUCACCAUCCAGCUGACUGACGGACGGCACCACGUCCUGAAACAGGUGACGGUUAAAGUGCUGCAGGUGAACGACGAGAAGCCCCAGCUUAUCAGGAACGCCGGCCUAGACGUGGAUCCAGGUGACAGCAGACUGAUAUCCAGCGCGUCACUGUUCGCACAGGACCGUGAUACCCCUCCUUCAGAGCUCAUGUACAUGUUUGAAAGUGUUCCAACCCAAGGACUGCUUCAGCUUAAAGAGAAUCAGGGCUGGGUCACACUGGCUGCUGGGAAGAACUGCACCCAAGAAAUGGUCGACAUGAACCUUCUACGUUAUGUAAACACGGGCCGUCGGGCUGCUCAAAGUCAGGAUUUCUUUGUCUUCCAUUUGCUGGAUGGAAAGAAUCAGUCACCCUCACAGCACUUCCAGAUCUCCAUCAAAGACCAAGACAAAGGAAACAUCGUCAUCUUUGUGAACCCAGCGAACGUCAGCCGUGGAGAUCGCAUCGUUCUCACCACCCAUGUGCUGCAGGCCACAGAUGGCACAGACCAGCCAGAGGAGCUUCUGUACGUCAUCACCAGCCCACCUGCUCAUGGACACAUAGAGUACAUGAAACAUCCUGGCAUCAUCAUUUCUACCUUCAGCCAGAUGGACAUAGCAGCCAACCUGGUGGCUUAUGUUCACGAUAACAGAGCCAGCACGCCCAAAGAAACUUUCCAGUUUAUUGUGAGCAAUGGUAAAACUAGCGUAAAUGGCAGCUUUGAGAUCGGGGUGGAAACGGUGGAUCGUAUCUUACCAUCUCUGUCCUCCAACAAAGUCCUCACGGUGCCCCAGGGAUCGUCCAUUAUCCUGGGUCCAGACUACCUGUCUCUGUCAGACCCCGACACUCCUCCCAGCACCCUGACCUUUGUCCUUUCACAGCCUCCACAGUACGGCAGACUAGUUUUAGCUGGUGAACCACUGAGCACAGGCUCUAAUUUCACCCAGAGAGACAUAGAGGAGCUGGAGGUGGCAUAUCAACACGACGGGGGGCCGUCACAGAUAGACCGAUUCUCCUUCGCUGGCUCAGACAGCACUAAUCGAGGGUUCCUGCUGGACGGGCAGUUACACAGAGAGCCUGUUUUCUUCAUAUUUCAGAUCAGGCCUUUGGAUAAGUCGCCUCCUGAGGUUGUGAAAGUGCUUCCCCUUUGGAAAGCAGAGCCUUUAGCUGAUGGCCGAUACGGCAUCUUCCUGUCAUCCCAAGAACUGAAGGCUCGAGACAGCAACAGCAGAGAAGAAGAGCUCAUAUUCUGCAUAGUUCGUCCACCACACUUUGGUUUCCUGGAAAACAUUACCACAGGGGGUUUUGUGCCACAGCGCUUCUUGCAGAUGGAGCUAAAGAAGAGAUCUAUUGUGUACAUCAUCAGUCUGGACACGGAGUCUGUCUCAGACAGCCUGGAGUUCACAGUGUCCGACCUGCUGGGGAACACAGGGCCUCGUCACCUACUCGAGUUCAGGUGGUCCAGGGUGGAGCUGCUGCAGACCGAGACGUCAGCCUGUGAGGAGCAGGGAACGAUCUCACUGGACAUCGUUCGUCGGGGGAAUUUGGCCGUAUCGUCAUAUAUUUCUGUCAAGGUAAAUGAGGUCACUGCAACAGCUGGAAAAGACUUCCUCACAAACCCAUCUGCACUCGUCCAGUUUGAUCCAGGUAUGUGUUUGAUAGUAGAGACAGAAGGUCUGUCUGCAGGGUCAGGCUAAAAGUCCCCGUUUAUGGAGCAGAGUUUGAGUCCAGGCAAUGAAAGAAGGUCAUUAAAGUUCAGUGAGGAUCUGUGUCAGUGUCUUUCACACUGGACGUUUGAUGAUAAGUGGCUGGAGGCAGCAGGCUCUCUCUGUGCACGUGUGGGCUUCCUCCGGAUAUACCGUCUUUCACCCACAGUCCAAAGACGAGCUUGGAUCCAGUCACGUGAAAAGAACCAGUUAAACAAACAUGAAAAACUAGAAACAUAAAUACUGAAAACUGAAAACACAGAAGUGGAAGAUGAGUCACGCUAAUGGUCCAAAGAAAAGGACAAACCUCAGGUCCCUAUCAGACACACCCUGAUGAUGACGUUCUUCUAAUUGUGUUGUGACUGAAUUUCUUAUUAUUACAGCAACAGCUUAGUGCGACGUGUUAACGGUCCUCCUCAGAGUUUUGAAUGAAAGCCUCGUAGAGAAGCGGUUCCCAGUAGUUUCAUGUUCCUCUGGCUGCCUGUUUGUUCCCCUUAUUAGUUCCACUUGUGCUACAAUCAGCUGAUUUCGGUUUAUGUGCUGGAGGAAGAAAACAGUGACGCAGUUUGUGGAUUGU
Messenger RNA from Haplochromis burtoni (Burton's mouthbrooder), 6304 nucleotides. RefSeq names its product Fras1 related extracellular matrix 1a (gene frem1a). The coding region runs from base 250 to 5718 and encodes 1822 amino acids. The transcript has 29 exons. Lineage: Eukaryota; Metazoa; Chordata; Actinopteri; Cichliformes; Cichlidae. The record is from RefSeq and is a predicted model, not a curated record.